AUGAUAUCUUUCCAUAAUAAUAGUCCAAUGCUUUUGAGUGGUCCAAAUAUUGAAAGGAAACCUUUAAAAGGAACACAAGAGCAACUUAAAAAAGAAAUUAGAGACUUUCUUUCUGAAAAAUAUAAAGGCGGUUCAGGUUCAGUUGACCAAUUUGCAGACAUUUUGUCUACUUAUAUUAGUGCCGAUUCAACAAUUAAAAAGAUGAUGACAAAUUUUGACAUUCCAAUAGAGCUUGUUCGUAGUGGAUAUAUUUUGAUUUCUCGAUUUUUUAAGGUGGAAGAAGCUGAAAUAAUUGACAAAUAAAAGAAGAAAUUCUGUUUAAUAUGCCUACAAUUUAUUCAUUUUUUUCAAAAAAAAAGAGCUCAAAAUUAUAUUUAUUUUUGAUAUACACACCUUGUUUUGGUUACAAAAUAUUAAAUGUAAAAUUGAUAUUAUUAUUUGUGUUUUAAAGGAAGGAUAAAUGAAAUUAUUUUUUUUUGAAAUUUUACACGUACAAGAGAUUUAAUUAGUGUUGCAACCCGGGCCUUCGAGGGCGGGAUCGACGGGGAUCGGAGUUUACCGGGGUAGAGCCUUCGGGGUUCGGGUCGGGUUUUUUGC
This is a messenger RNA of Meloidogyne enterolobii, 597 nucleotides long. The record is from the annotation of a GenBank genome assembly. NCBI's taxonomy places the organism in Eukaryota, Metazoa, Nematoda, Chromadorea, Rhabditida, Meloidogynidae.